UGGAAGAGUUGACCUUGGAACAGGGGAUCGCCGAGUGUCUAGAAGAUGCCAACACCCCUCGCUGCUGCUCAGAGACCCCGGGGAUGACCUUCCGCGCCCACUAGAAUGCCUGGAUGGUUUAAGAAGGCGUGGUAUGGGCUGGCGUCUUUACUCAGCUUCUCCUCCUUCGUCCUCAUCAUCAUUGCCUUGGCGGUGCCCCACUGGCAGAGUGGGAAAAUCCUUUGUCAGACUGGAGUGGACCUGGUCAACGCCACAGAUUCAGAGCUGGUCAAUUUCAUAGGGGACAUUUACUACGGACUCUUCCGAGGAUGUAAGGUGCGGCAGUGCGGGCUUGGGGGCCGCCAGUCCAGAUUCACCAUUUUCCCACACCUGGUGAAGGAGCUGAACGCAGGCCUUCACGUGAUGAUUCUGCUGCUCCUCUUGCUGGCCUUGGCCCUGGCACUAAUCAGCAUGGGAUUUGCCAUUCUCAACAUGAUUCAGGUCCCAUGCCGGGCAGUCAAUGGCCCUGGGGGCAUCUGCCUGUGGAAUGUUCUUGCAGGUGGAGUUGUGGCAUUAGCCAUCACGAGCUUCGUGGCCGCGGUGAAAUUUCACAACCUGACAGAACGGAUCGCCAACUUUCAGGAGAAGCUCUUUCAGUUUGUGGUGGUGGAAGAACAGUAUGAAGAGUCGUUCUGGAUCUGCGUGGCCAGCGCCUCAGCCCACGCGGCAAACUUGGUUGUGGUGGCGAUCAGCCAAAUUCCCCUCCCUGAGAUAAAGACCAAAGUAGAAGAGGCAACGGUCACGGCAGAGGACAUCUUGUAUUAAUAGCCGUCUCCUGCUCACA
Messenger RNA from Trichechus manatus latirostris (Florida manatee), 823 nucleotides. It is a transcript of the gene CLRN2, whose product is annotated as clarin 2. The transcript is spliced from 3 exons. The record is from RefSeq and is a predicted model, not a curated record. The coding region runs from base 106 to 804 and encodes 232 amino acids. Lineage: Eukaryota; Metazoa; Chordata; Mammalia; Sirenia; Trichechidae.